This is a messenger RNA of Acanthamoeba castellanii str. Neff, 564 nucleotides long. RefSeq lists its product as uncharacterized. The record is from RefSeq and is a predicted model, not a curated record. The transcript has 2 exons. The coding region runs from base 1 to 564 and encodes 187 amino acids. Lineage: Eukaryota; Discosea; Longamoebia; Acanthamoebidae.
AUGGCCAGGCAGGAGGAGGGCACCAAUGUCUCCUGGGAGGCUGAGCAGCUCAAGUUCCACAUGCUUGUUCUAAGUGCUCUUGCCCUCAAUUACUGCAUGUUUGACAAUACCCUCUUCAGCAACUAUGACUUCCAUGCUGUCCUGCACAAGCUCUCCAUGGCUAACCUGGUGUUGGAGGCAGUUGUUGUGAGCAAGCUCUGUGUGCACAAGAAGUGUGUGGUGUGGGUGGCAUGCAAUCUCUUCCUCCUCUUGGCCAAUGAGCGCAUCAAGACCACCCUGGCUGGCAACUGGCACCUUCGCCAAAACAAGAUGGCCUGGAGCAAGGACUGUGGCCAUGUGGUUGUAUUUGUCAGCCUGGACCACCUGUCCAUCCAGUACUAUGGCAACAAUGGUGACUGCCUUGUGCAUGCCCUUCCUGAGAUCUUGAUGGACAUGAGGGAAGAGUUCUACUAUGAGGUGGUGCUUGAGAGUGACAGUGGAAGUGGGCGUAGGCUUGUGCCCUGCGGGCUCAGGUGGUCCAAGUCUCUCAAAUUUUGGAAACAAUACAUAUCUGUUUUUUAUUGA